CCAGGAGACGUGCUUUGCGUUUCCCGGGGGGCAUUAACCCCGCCCGUAUGAGUGGGUGCUCUCCACCAGCUGUAUAUUUCCGGAAGGAGUUUGGGUUUAGGGGACUAUUCAUCUUUUUGGUUCGGUCUGUGAGAGAUGUUGGCGUUUAUGUUUACCUCUAAACUAAUGUCUUGCUGGCAACGUAAAUGACUGUUUCUCUCCGAAACGCUAAAUAUUUUCAUCCUCAGGUGCUCGUAUCCUUAUUUUCCAUGACAGAUCUUGAAGACAGUGUAUGCCAAAGAUACAUAAAGAUGAUAACUAAUAUAGUUAUAUUGAGCCUGAUAAUUUGCAUUUCUUUAGCUUUCUGGAUUAUGUCCAUGACUGCAAGCACCUAUUAUGGUAACUUACGGCCUGUUUCUCCUUGGCGUUGGCUGUUUUCUGUUGUCGUUCCUGUUUUGAUCGUCUCUAAUGGCUUUAAAAAGAAAAGUCUAGAUCACAGUGGGGCUUUAGGAGGGCUAGUGGUUGGAUUUAUCCUAACCAUUGCAAAUUUCAGCUUUUUUACCUCUUUGCUGAUGUUUUUCCUUUCUUCUUCGAAACUCACUAAAUGGAAGGGAGAAACAAAGAAGCGUCUAGAUUCAGAAUAUAAAGAAGGCGGGCAAAGGAAUUGGGUUCAGGUGUUCUGUAAUGGAGCUGUGCCCACAGAGCUGGCCCUGUUAUACAUGAUAGAAAAUGGUCCUGGGGAAAUCCCAAUUGAUUUUUCCAAGCAGUACACUGCUUCCUGGAUGUGUUUGUCUCUGUUGGCUGCACUUGCCUGCUCUGCUGGAGAUACAUGGGCUUCAGAAGUUGGCACAGUUCUAAGUAAAAGCCCACCAAGGCUGAUAACGACCUGGGAGAAAGUUCCAAUUGGGACCAAUGGAGGAGUUACAGUGGUGGGCCUUGCCUCCAGUCUGCUUGGUGGUACCUUUGUGGGCAUCGCAUACUUCCUCACACAGUUGGUUUUUGUGAAUGACUUAGACAUUUCUGCUCCCCAGUGGCCAAUUAUUGCAUUUGGGGGUCUAGCUGGAUUGCUAGGAUCAAUUGUGGACUCAUAUUUAGGUGCUACAAUGCAGUUUACUGGUUUGGAUGAAAACACUGGCAUGGUAGUCAACAGACCAACGAAUGAGGCAAAGUACAUAGCAGGGAAACCCAUUCUUGAUAACAACGCAGUGAAUCUGUUUUCUUCUGUCCUUGUUGCCCUCUUGCUCCCAACUGCUGCUUGUGGUUUUUGGCCCAGGGAAUGAACUUUAUUUCAUUUCCUUAGGUUGAAACUGAGUGGGCAGUUAAUGUUAAAACACUUUUCAUGGAAAGAUCUCCAUGUAAUAGUAUAGUAAAACAAUAUGUGUUGCCUACCUAGGCAGCAUAAAGUUGUACUGUUUCUUCUACACUGUUACACGGUAGAAGAAAGGAGUGUGUAUGUGGCCCAGGGCAGCUCCUGAAGGAGAAUUUCUGGAGUAUGUUGAAGACCUAUCAAAUGGAGUCACCAGGAGAGCAAAGAAUUGACACAGCAGGUCAUUCCAGUCUUAGCUUUUCUCAUUACUUGAGUUAUAUGCCACAUAUAUCUGUUUCUCAUUUCUAGCUGCUAUGUAUGUACGAUGCUGGCUUCAGAAACGCCAACCCCACCCCAAUUAGAUAAAAGACUACUAUAGAAAAAAAUCAUGUGAAAUGAGAUGUUUUAAACUUUGACAAAUGCCUGCAAUAUGAGCAGCUGCUGCCUGUUAUGCACAGUGGGUAUAAUAGGGCCCAAUCAUCUGAUCUUCCUGAUGUUGUAUCUCAUAUUCCCACUGCCAUCACGUGAGAAUGGACUAUAUUACCCACCAAAUCCCAGGUGAAUCGUGUGUGGUUUAAAAAUGAAAACAUAAUUAUGCAGUCUAAAUAUUAAAUCUCCUUAUGGUGUCGCUAUUGUGAUAACUCCAAGUAGUAAUGAAUAUUUUUUAAAUGCAUGCAUUCAGUAUGUGUUUAUUGAAUUAAGUUGUUUGACUCUAAUUAGUGUUUUUUGUUUUUUUUUUUGAGGGGUACUGAAAGAUGAUAAUCAGCAACAUAUUCCUGAAAGGAAACAAAAAAGAUAAAACUAGUUUGGCUACCUGAAUAUCUAAGGCCUGUGAUGAUUGCAACAUUUCUUAAUCAUAUGAAACAAUUUUAAUGGUUUUGAAACUAAUGAGUUAGGAAAUCAUUGUUGGAGUGCAGGAGUGGCAGGGCAAGGCUCAUGAAAUUAUCUUCCCUGACAAGACUAAAUCUCCCUUUAUCAUAACUGCUCCCUUCAAAUUUUGUUUUAUAAAUAUGACAACACUUUAAGUUUGUAUUUUUUUGUUUUUAUUAAUGUCUAAUUUCUUAGGUAACACUAAAUCUAUUCUUUCUGAAAAUUUCAACAUUAGAAAUAAAGCUAAAAUAUUAUUUACCCCUUCA
This is a messenger RNA of Carlito syrichta (Philippine tarsier), 2421 nucleotides long. It is a transcript of the gene FAABTP, whose product is annotated as transmembrane protein 19. NCBI's taxonomy places the organism in Eukaryota, Metazoa, Chordata, Mammalia, Primates, Tarsiidae. The record is from RefSeq and is a predicted model, not a curated record. Gene Ontology annotation, cellular component: membrane. Bases 186 to 1259 code for a protein of 357 amino acids. The transcript has 7 exons.